Molecule: messenger RNA, 1160 nt
Organism: Lacerta agilis (Sand lizard)
Lineage: Eukaryota; Metazoa; Chordata; Lepidosauria; Squamata; Lacertidae
Gene: STMN1
Product: stathmin 1
Exons: 5
Coding region: 212-661 (149 amino acids)
Biological process (GO): neuron projection development; regulation of microtubule polymerization or depolymerization; microtubule depolymerization
Cellular component (GO): cytoplasm; neuron projection
Molecular function (GO): tubulin binding
Source: RefSeq, a predicted model, not a curated record
CGUUUUCUCCCCCUCCCUGCUGCGCGGCACGUGCCGCUUUUCUCGGCCAAUUGGGGGCGUGGCCGAUGCAGGUCACGUGCCUUUGUUUGCCGCUUUUGUGGGGAGCGCUGGGCGGUUAGGAGCUGAGUCUGUGUGUAGCCGCCGCAGUGACAGGAGCAGUGCUCACCUAUUGGAGUUCCUGCAGCAAAUUCUUUUGGAAUCUACUUUAGCCAUGGCUUCUUCUGACAUUCAGGUGAAAGAACUAGAAAAACGUGCUUCUGGACAGGCAUUUGAAUUGAUACUUGGCCCUCCUUCAAAAGAAGCUGUUCCAGAGUUUCCCCUCUCUCCUCCAAAGAAAAAAGAUCUCUCACUGGAAGAAAUUCAAAGGAAGCUAGAAGCAGCAGAAGAAAGGCGCAAGUCCCAUGAAGCUGAAGUGUUGAAGCAGCUAGCUGAAAAACGAGAGCACGAGAAAGAGGUGCUGCAGAAGGCAAUUGAAGAAAAUAACAACUUCAGCAAAAUGGCAGAGGAAAAGUUGACCCACAAAAUGGAAGCUAUCAAAGAGAACAGAGAAGCACAAAUGGCUGCUAAACUGGAGCGCUUGAGAGAGAAAGACAAGCAUAUUGAAGAAGUACGGAAGAACAAAGAAGGGGGGAAAGAAUCUGGUGACAACGAAAGCGACUGACUUCAUCAUGGAAACUGACUUUCUCCCCUUUGUCUAAAUAUCCAAAGACUGUAUUGGCCAGUGUUUUUGUUAAGUUUCUAGAAAACUGAUGUAGAGCUUUAUAGUUAGAUCCAACUGUACACAUGCUUUGGGGAGCUAGAGGGGAGCCCUUUUCAUGUUCACUCUUUUUCUAAAAUGUUGUCUUUCCAGUGUAGCUAUCUUGUUGCAUUUCUUCUAUUCCAGUGCAUUUGUUCCUGGAUUGAUGGCUAGUGCUGUAUUCAGCUCUGACAUAUUUGUGAAAGAAAUAUGUAGUGUAAUGCUCAUGCUGAAUCUGUUACACUUCAGAAUCUGUCGGUUUUAAACAUAUUACUGUAACCAAGUGACUUAAUAAAAGCUGCACAGUGCUGUUAUCACAGGUGACUGUUUCUGAGACUAGCAUGACUAAAUAUGCAACUUGGGCAUAGCUAUGGCUAGAACAUUUUGAUGCAAUAAAGAACAAAAAAUGCUUGCAAGCAAUAUA